AUGGCCUCCUGGGACUAUCAUCCUUAUUUUCCGCUUUCAUCUCUGGAACUCCAUUCACCUGGAUGUUCAAUGCCGCUGCCAUAUAGUGUUCCAAAACAGAUAGUGCCAUCCCUGCAUAGUCCACAGUUUCUCCAGACAGAAAGCAAAAAUAUUUCUGGCAAAGCCCGUCGUUAUCAACCGCCACCUCCACAGCUUCUACGAAUGCGGAGAAGCGCUGCCAAUGAACGCGAACGACGUCGAAUGAACACGCUGAAUGUGGCCUAUGACAAGGUGAAUUCCACAGUAUGA
Messenger RNA from Haemonchus placei, 288 nucleotides. The record is from the annotation of a GenBank genome assembly. Lineage: Eukaryota; Metazoa; Nematoda; Chromadorea; Rhabditida; Trichostrongylidae.